AUGCCGGUACGCAAUACGCGUUUUCGAGUCUUACAAAACGAACAAUACUUGGACAAGAAGAAGCAGCUCAGCAUAAUCAAUUUCAAACCCGACUAUCCCGCUGUCUUCAAAAAAGCUUUCCUGGAUAUACCCGCAAUUGAAAAAUGGUUCCAGAAACUCAGUGAGCGGCCAGAGGUGCUCACAGGUGAACAACACCUAAAACAACACGAUCAACGCAAACAACACCAACAACGCAAACUUGAUGCACUCUACAAAACGUUCAGAUAUCCUCAGGAGCUGAAUACAGCAUAUCUGGAGCAGUAUGGCAAUGCAAUUGUGCCGUUGGAAUUGACCCGUGUUUCCACCAACGGCAGCGCUCGAAACCAAACUUUCGAGCGCUUCGAAGCACCGCUAUCUCUCCUUUUACAGCAUAUGAGUGCUGCUGAGACGCAAGACACCAGUUUGUACCUCGCGCAACACUCGCUAGCUGAUCUCCCAGCGCCGCUGCAAGAAGACCUCCCCACGCCCUCGCUCUUCCUACCGCACCUCAAGGCCCGUGGCGAUAUCUAUGCAUCAAGUCUUUGGAUGGGUAGACCGCCUACGCGCACGCCGCUACACCGCGACCCGAAUCCAAAUAUCUUUGUACAACUGGCAGGCAAGAAGACGAUUAGACUUAUGAAGCCUGAGGUAGGCAGGGGUGUAUAUGAGAUUGUAAGACAGAAAGUACAUGGGGCUGGUGGAGACGCGAAUAUGAGGGGAGAGGAGAUGAUGCAAGGAGGAGAAAUGGAGGGCUUAGAAGAUGCAGUGUGGAAUGACGACCCCGAGGUAAAAAUGGCUGACGCAACCGGCGUAGAAACAACUCUGAGGAGUGGAGAUGCGCUCUACAUUCCUCAUGGAUGGUGGCAUGCUGUUAGGGGGAUUGGAAGGGGCGCAAAUGCUUCGGUCAACUGGUGGUUCCGCUGA
Alternaria arborescens is the source of this 942-nucleotide messenger RNA. RefSeq lists its product as hypothetical. Bases 1 to 942 code for a protein of 313 amino acids. NCBI's taxonomy places the organism in Eukaryota, Fungi, Ascomycota, Dothideomycetes, Pleosporales, Pleosporaceae. The transcript has 2 exons. Gene Ontology annotation, molecular function: 2-oxoglutarate-dependent dioxygenase activity. The record is from RefSeq and is a predicted model, not a curated record.